Messenger RNA from Lachancea sp. 'fantastica', 12312 nucleotides. NCBI's taxonomy places the organism in Eukaryota, Fungi, Ascomycota, Saccharomycetes, Saccharomycetales, Saccharomycetaceae. The record is from the annotation of a GenBank genome assembly.
AUGAGCCUAGAAGAGGUCAGACGUGCACGUACAUAUAAUGAUUACUUGGAAAACGUAGCACAUUAUUGUUUUAGAGUGGCUUCUGCACAUUUUGGGGUCAAACCCGAUGCCCAUGCCUUUGAUAGCUUCAAAGAAGUCACUAGAGCGUGUAUAGCCGACUUUGCGGCUGAGGAGAACAAAAGAGGUUUGGUUUUGAUGCUUGGCCUAAAUGGUACCAUCUUGGCGGAACUUGAGCGUCCGAAAAUGGCAGAAAAGAAUUUGAUCAAUGAAAAGAUGAUGGUAACUGUGAUUAAGAACUCACCUCAGCUAGAUACUGAAAAACCGGUAGAGACACAACUUUUCGCAAUCAGCUCUUCGCAUGCAAUGUCACAUGCGGCUCUCGGUCAUUUGAUGAGCACAGGAGUCUCGUCUAUUCUGGAUCAUACCAUCAGUUCAAGCCGCGCUUCUGAAUUGAAGAAUGAUGCAUUGUACAAUAUCCGCUCUAAAAUGAGCGAGCUGUCCAAUUUGGUUGAUAACGUGGAGUCUGAAGCUGUCGCCCCAGACAUGCUUUCGACAGUUCACCCUUUGGUGAGGCAUAUAGCAACAGAAGGCGCAACAAAAGACAAUAUUCAGACUUUUUUGAACGAGCAUUUAAAAGACAAUUCUACGCUCAACUCGUUGCAAACUACAGUGUUAGGUUGGACUCAGUCCUUGCGGCACCUCACAGAAUUGACACGCGAGGUGGAAGGUGGAACGCUGGAGGACGAGGUGAUGUUUUGGGAUAGCGUGGAGAAAGCACUAGUGUCCGUGCACGACCAAAUUCAAGAUCCAGGUGUACAGCUCACGAUUGAGGUCUUACACGAGGCGCGAAGAUUGCAAACAAGUUUUAUCCAUAUAAGCCAGACGGUUUUGGCCGAACGUCUGAAGGAGGUAGGUGCGUAUAAUCUGUUUCUCGGCGACAUACCAAUUUCAAAACUUCGUGCAAUAACUUCGCUUGAUCAAUUACACUCGUUGAUCUCGGAACUAAAUUCGAGCCUCAAGAAAUUGAAAGUAUGCGCGUAUCCUGUUUCUCGAGCUCAAUCACUGUUGAGGCUUCUGACCAAGGAAUUUAUAGACAGGUUGAGAAAGGUCGCUCCUGAACUGAGUGCUAUGGAUUUCAAGACUUUCGAAAGCUCUGUGAAAAGAUUACAGGCUUUGCUUAAAGCUUGGGAUGAUCUUGUUGCUGAUCAAAUUCUACUUUUCAGAGAGAUUGUGCGCAGGAGAUCAGAAAAGCUCAAACUCAUCAAUCAAGACUCUCAAACAAGCGCUAUUCGAUUGCGGAUUGAACAGCUGCAGGCUACGAGGAACAAUUUACAGGCAUGGAAGGUUGAUAUUUUACAAACAGGUUUGACAAAAUACUUGAACCUUGUUAACGAGGCAUUCGAAGCAUUCUCGUCCGUCAACAGCUUGAACUGCUCCAAUGAUGUAUGGGAUACUGCUACGGAUGUAUACAAAGCGCGAUGUGCUUCUCUGGAGGCAACAUUUGCUGGCGUAUUGAGAUUCAAGCUCAAUAGCUGCCAAGAAGCUUCAGAAAUGUUUGCCGUCUUGGAGUCUUUCCAGCCGCUUCUCACACGAGCAAGGCUGCGGGCAAGUUUACAAGAUUUCCAUCGAGUUUUAUUCAAUUCUGUGCUGCUGGAUCUUAUAAGGCUUAAGAAUCGGUUCUCCAAUCAGCUCCUGGACAUUCAGGCUUCUCAAUCUUUGGAUAUACCUGCAUUUUCUUCACGAAUUAUGCGGAAUAGAAAUAUUGAGAAGAGAAUAAAAAGCAUAGUAAUGAAAGCAACGUUAUUGUUUGGCGACGAGUGGAAAGACUCCGACGAGGGCCGUCCCGUGCACGAAGAGUGUACCUCGAUGCUCGAGCUCAUAAAAACAGAAGAAACCGGCCAAGAUUGGAUUUCGACGGCAAACUUCAGCCUCGAUGUAGGCAAUCAGCCCGUGCUGGGUAUACAAAAGAACCUCAAUCAGUUCAGCGCUCAUGUCACAUCAAAUGGCACUUACCAAAAUGGUUUUAAGGAGAUAAGGAAUUUGAAAUGGCAGGGAUUCACAUUUUCGAGAUCGGUGGGGAAAGCCACCCAGUCGAUCAGGACUGCGUAUCCACUUGCGAUUGAUCUGUCAGAGCACUUAGACACAUUUCUUAUUGUUGCAAACAGGAUCAAGAGGAGUCUCUAUCUAAAAGCUCUUUUGAAUGAACAGGUCGGCCAAGCAUUCAUUUUGCUUGGUCAGUGCAUGGAAAUCAAGUGGAAUUCUUUACAUGGCCUCAAUUCACUUUUAUCAAGAAAUUCUGAUGACCGCCUAAGCAACAGUCAAACCGUUUUGGCCAAAUUUCGAAGACUCAGCGCUUCGGUCAUUGAGGCUUUCAAUGCUACAGAAACUCUAGAUGAGAAGCUCAGGGCUGCAAUGCAGUCAUUAUCUGAUGGGCCGUAUCUUGAAGAUCGACUGAAAAUCAACAUUGAAGUUAUAGUUCGUUUAAGUGAAAAGUUCACGACCUUCAACAACUUUGGUGUGCAGGCCUUUAUGAAGUGUCUUGAUUAUGAAAUGGUUAACCAACUGACUUCGGCUAUGGAAAAGGCACUCAAAACUGAAAGGCUUCCCAAACAAGUCCUUACCGUUAAAAUCAGCAGUGGAAGAAUCGCUAUUUCACCUCGACUAGAGUUGGCUAAAUCUCAAUGGGUCAACUACACGCAAAUGAUUCUCCAUAUUGCAUCACAAUCAUUGAAAACGUUUCGAGUUCUACAAAGACAAAACGGCAUGAUUCCAAGGAAAAAUGUACUGAGCUCUUUUUUGAGAAGAGCGUCGUUAAUAGUCAACAAAAGCUUAAGAGACCAAGAUCUUGCAUUAUGCAAUGCUUUGGCGAGUCUCCAAAGGUGGAAAAAACACGAAGGUUUAUGGAAUAUGACGGAUGAAAACAUUUUCGAAAAGGCAGCAGCAAGUUUGGAGACCAUAUUCCCAGUCUAUACUGGGCUUUCAGCUGAUUUAGAAACAGUUCAGUCGAUAUGCUCACAACUGGAACUCACACAAUCGCUCACACUCAUCCUCAAAGACUUGAAGUCCACACUUCAGAUUUUUUUGAGAAGUUGGCAAGAGCGAUUGUUGAAGAUGAUGAAGGAGUUUUACGUCGCAGAAUCAAGAGACUUCCAUCAAUAUUUGUCGAAGAGCCGGACUACACUCGAGCGAGAGGCUGGUCCUCUUACGAUUUCAUCUCUUGGAAGUUAUUCUGAACUUUUUGCUGCGAUUGAGGAACUUGUACAAGCACCAGAUACGAUCAAAACGCGUCUCUCGCUCAUCGGAUCUGUUUAUGAAGUAACGAGAGGCAGCAGGGGUUUUCUAGCAACAAAUGCCAUCUCAUUAGAUCAACUGGAACUCGAUGUCAUGUCCUUGAGACAAGCUUUGAGAAAAAGACUCGACUGGAUCGACCAAAACAAAUCAAUUAUCAUCCCUGCUUUCGAUCGAUGCUUUGACGUGAUUGAGUCAGCUGCAAACUUUUUGGAAGUUGACCGGGCACAGAACAAGGCUGUGAACAGCACUCGUACUCCGACUGAAGCACUAGAAGCUCUCGAUCUGGUUGGAAUAAUGAUCGACAAAUAUUCUGAACAACUGUCUCAAGUAAAUCAGCUUUGUUCAGUUCUAGCCCUUCCCAAGCGGUCCAUCAAGUAUCUUUCGUGCGCAUCAAAAGACAUAGCGGAUCAAAGACAGGCCUGGACCGCGAUACAUUCCAAUUGGUCUACUCUUCAGCUCUUACUUCAAACCAAAUGGAGCGACAUUAAAUUACCAGAGCUGAAAUCCCACCUCGAGAGUUUCUUGUCGCAACAAUAUGGGGAUCAACAAAAUGUACAGAACAAUUCUGUUUUCAACUCUUUUCUCACUCAGGUUCACUCCGUUAACAACGCGUACAAAAAACUCAUGGAAAUAAAAGAAUGUCAUUUGAGGGCCCGCCACUGGUCUUCAUUAUUAGGUGGCAAUGACAAGAAUAAUGAAUCAUACGAAAAAAUUGAUGCGAGGCUUCUUUCUUUGAAGGAUAUAUUGCAGGUUGUAACUGAUAGCAGAAACCUUGAACAAGUAUUACAUGAAGCCCGCUCUGAAGCUGUUCUCGAAGAUUCGCUAGAAAGUAUUGAAGCCCACUGGAAGAGCACUGAAUUCAGGCGCAAAGAGCACUUAGCUGGGCUUAUUCUUGUCACCGAGUGGAGGGUCUUGUUUGAGCUUGUGGAUGAUGACCUCGAGACCUUACGCUCAAUGAAGAGCUCGGCCCAUUAUAAACACUUUGAUCAUCUGUGCGAAAACUGGGAAAGGAAGCUCAAUAGCCUGGCAUCAAUUUUCAAAGAUUGGUCAGAGGCACAGAGAUUAUGGCUUUAUCUGCAAGCAGCUUUAUCGACUCGUCAAAACUCCAUUCUUCGGUCCGAAUGGUCAAAGUUCGAAGGAUUGAGUUCUGAUUUUGCCUUUCUUAUUUCGAGGGUUUUUGAAACGAACGUGGCAUCGGACGUACUAAUCGUUAGAGAUUUUCACAAACUCUUGCAGUCUAUUUUAGAGUCCUUGAGAAAGAUAAUGGAUUCGCUGGAUAAAUAUUUGGAUACACAGAGGAAGCAUUUUCCUAGAUUGUAUUUUCUGGGAAAUGAAGACCUGUUACAGCUCAUGGGCGCAAGCCAAAAUUUGGAGCAAGCGUCUUUGAACUUUGGUAAGCUGUACAUGGGCGUCUCGAGCCUGCACUGCAAUGAAAGAGCUAUAUGUGGGGUAGUAUCUCGUGAAGGGGAAUUGCUCUCUUUUGAAGCACCGAUAGAAAUUGGAGAUUAUCCUGAGAUGAAGGAUUGGUUGAUAGAGGUUGACAAUAGAAUCAAGUUAGCAGUCUUAACAGCAGUGGAAAGUUGUCUGGCCCGAAUGCAUCAAGGUGGACUUGCAAUGCUCAUUCAAAUGUUUGAGGAAUGCCUCUUUCAAGCCGCUCUAUUGUCGCUUCAGAUAUGGUGGACGCUUGAAAGUGAAAAAUUACUAAAUGACAUGAAUUUUGACAUCCUAGAGAAGGAAAUCCGUGAUUUCAUCAGCCACCUCACUUACAAAGCAGAAGCAACAAAUAAUUUAAUUUGCCGGAAGAAGGCUGAGAACUUGAUAAUUGAAAGCGUUCAUCUUCAGUCUAUUUUGAAUACUUUGAAAGGGUGUGAUUCAGCGGCCGCCGUUAAUGUAUGGACUGACACUUUCAAGUACUACCACAGUGCCGGGGUGCCGCCUUUACAAUGCAUUCAGAUAAAAGUUGGUAAUUCCAUUUUCUAUCAUGGUCUCGAGUAUAUUGGAGUCCCUGAAAGGCUCAUCUACACACCGCUAUUAUCAAAUUGUUUUACAGCGAUGGCGCACGCUUUGUCUCAAAAAAAAGGUGGCUCACCAUUCGGUCCUGCUGGUACCGGCAAGACUGAAACUGUUAAAGCGCUUGGCCAAAAUUUAGGCAGAAUGGUGCUUGUGUUCAAUUGUGAUGAUUCAUUUGAUUUUCCGUCAUUGGGAAGACUUCUUUUGGGAAUAGCUCAGCUCGGGGCCUGGGGUUGUUUCGAUGAGUUCAAUAGGCUGAAUAAAAGCAUCAUGAGCGCAGUGUCUUCUCAAAUUGGUGAGCUACAGGAGGCCCUUUUUAGAAAAGAAGAGCACAUUUCAAUCUUGGGAAAAACAUCGGCCCCGCUGCAUAACAACACAGGACUUUUCGUUACCAUGAAUUACGGUUAUAAGGGUCGUCAUGAUUUACCAGAUAAUUUGAAGAAUAAGUUUCGAUCCUUUUCCAUGAGUGAGCCAGAUAAUGAGAUUAUAGCAGAAGUGAUUCUGCUUUCUCUUGGCUUUAGAGAGGCCCAUGAAAUGUCUCUGAAGAUCACUAGCUUUUUCAAAAUGUUACAAGAACGUUGCUCUGAUCAAAAAUACUAUGACUUUGGCUUGAGAGCGAUGAAAGCAGUGCUUAGAAACUGCAAAAAAUUGAGGCAAUCCUUGUUCGAGAAUAAUCUCGAUAGAAAUCUUGAGAGUUUAGUAUAUCUGAGCUUGCAUCAGUUACUUGAACCUAGACUAGAAGAUAAGGACCUGUUGGUAUUUCGUGAUGUGCUCUCAGAGCUAUUUGAUGACGUGAAACUGCAGGAAUUUGAUCAGAAUUUUUCCAGCAAUAUCAAAGCUGCCUGCCUUGAACAAAAGCUUGAACCCACCGACGAAUUCUCUAAAAAGUGCAGACAGUUAUUCCAUAUCCAAAAAUCACAACAUGCCACUAUUAUAAGCGGGCCUUCUGGUACUGGUAAAUCGUGUGUGUGGAAAACGACUCUGAAUGCUAUGACCUUGAUGGAUGAGGUUGAAAACACGGUUUACAUCAUAGAUUCAAAAGUGUUGAGCAAAAGCCAACUCUAUGGAAGCCUAGAUCCGGUAACUUUCGAGUGGUCAGACGGCUUGUUCACUUCACUCUUGAGACAAAUCACACGAGAUGCUUUGGGAAUGUUCCAAAAGAAACGCUUAUGGAUUGUUUUUGAUGGUGAUCUUGAUUCCGACUAUGUGGAAACUUUAAACAGCGUUCUCGACGAUAACAGGGUUUUCACUUUGCCAAAUGGUGAAAGAUUCAAUAUUCCUAGUAAUUUAAGGUUCAUUUUCGAGGUCGAAACCCUCGAAGCUGCAACACCCGCAACGAUCAGCCGUUGCGCUGUUGUUAUCGUAGGCCGCGAACUUUACAACACCAUAGACGUCCUACGGAGCCAGUUACAUGCCUAUUUUGACCGCGUCAACUUUCGGGCUUUUUUGGAUGAUUUGAAAGUAACUGAAUUUGUUAAAAUUGUACUAGAGACUUUUGGACCUUUGCUGGAACGCUUGUACUGGAAGGUACAAAGCCAUUUUAAAAAUAGGCAUAUUGCGCUGACUAGGUUAAUUGAAACAUUUGUAUCCCUGGCAGGUUCAAAAGUCCUUCAGGAGACUGACAAAUUAUGCAUUAUGUCUAGUCAUGCAUUCAUCACCUACCUGAAAAAGUCAUUGGCUAUAUGCCUUGCGUGGGCGGCUAGUAGUGACUGCGACGAGUCCGAUAAGGUCUUUGUGGAGGGGAUGGUCGAGGAAGUCUCUCCCCUUGCCACCUCUGGGAGCUCUUCUGACGGCUCACUUACGGACUUGUUUGUUUCUCCAAGAGAUCUUGAUUUUGUUUCUUUGUCGACCCUGGUUCCGCGCGUCUCGCUUGAGCCACAUCAAGUUCUAUCCCCUGAUCUAUUGAUAGCGACGUUGGACACAGUCAAGCACGAACGCUUCAUCUUUGAUCUGCUAACCUCCGGAAAGUCUUUAAUACUAUGCGGUCCCCCAGGGUCAGGAAAAACUAUGACUUUAUACAAUGCUCUGAAAAAUUCUAAGCGUUUUGAACUUAUUGGUCUUACCUUUUCCAAAGAAACGUCAGUCGACACAAUUCGCACAAUUCUCAAACAUCAUACGACUCUAACCGAAAAUGCGACAGAUAUGGUAAUGCAGCCAAAAUCGAUGUUGAACGAUCUCGUUUUAUUUUGCGAUGAAAUAAAUCUCCCUAGUACCGAUAACUAUGGAAUGCAACCUUCUAUCAUGUUUCUAAGACAAAUCUUGGAGAAACGUGGUUUCUGGAAUACUGAGAAGUGCAAAUGGGUUCGAUUAGAAAGAAUUUUAAUCGUGGGGGCAUGCAAUCCGGCCGAUGGCGCCGCGAGACAAGUGCUUACUGAAAGGUUUUUGCGACUCACGCCUAUUCUUUCUGUUCAAUAUCCGGGCUCAGAGUCUUUACGUCAUAUCUACAUGACUUUGUUCGACGCUACUUUCAAACUUGUUCCCAACCUUCGUGAUUACGCGACUGAUUUUGCAGAAGCAUCACUUGACCUAUAUCUGGCGUGCUGUCAGAAAUUCUCCUCACAUAACCACUCACUUUAUGUCCUCUCACCAAGAGACUUGACUAGAUGGAUUAAGGGAAUUCACUAUAUUCUGAGUAACUCAACUGUUCAAAAUCUGUCUGAACUCAUAGAAAUAUGGUUUUACGAAGGUUCUCGUUUGUUCGGUGAUCGACUGGUGAAAUCUGCCACAAAGCAGGAAUUCCGCAAGGCCGCUCAUAGUACUAUUUCGAAAUUUUUCCCCGGCCAACAAUCCUUCAAUACAGAAGAAGAUAUUCUCAUUACUAACUGGACUACGACAGAAUAUAAGAAAACUUCCAGGCGUGAAAUAGCGGCUUUUGUGACCGAGCGACUAAAAGUCUUUAUUGAGGAAGAGCUAGAAUGCUCGCUAAUCCCAACGGCCUCGUUAAUCAAUCAUAUGGUGAGAGUCGAUCGGGUCCUCAAGCAGGAACAGGGCCACUGCAUUAUGGCUGGUCCAAAUCGGAGUGCAAAAAGGUCACUAGUGAGAUUUGUUUCCUGGCUUAACGGAAUGGAGGUCGUACAGCUCCUAGUUCAUCGUAAUUUUGACAUCUCCGAUUUUGAAAGGCUUCUUAAGUCAGUUAUGAUAAAAUGCAGUAUUGAUAACCGUAAAGUGGUUCUUUUGGUCGACGACUCAAGUACUCUGGAUCCUGGUUUCAUCGAAAGAAUGAAUACGCUGCUGGCAAACUCCGAUAUACCAGGAUUAUUCGAAGGGGAAGAGCGGCAUAAACUAAUGACAGACUUGUCAACAAGGGCCGAAAAGUUAGGAUUGCUGUUGGACAGUAAUGAAGAAUUGUACGGUUGGUUUACGGCAUUGAUUGCGCAUAAUCUCCACGUCGUUUUCACGAUAAACAACACGGGUUCACAAGGUGCUACAAGUAUAAUGAGCUCCCCGGCUCUUCUUAACCGUUGCGUUCUCGACUUCAUGGAUCAGUGGUCCAACGAAACCUUUUCGGAAAUUGGCAAUGUAGUUUUGCAAUGGAUGCCGCUUGACCAGGGAUACCAAGAAGAAAAUAUAGGCGGCGAGGUAAGAUCGCAAAGGAUGAUGAGCGACACACUUGUUAACACUGCAGUUGAACUUUUCAGACACUAUCAAAGUUUACAGAUUGAACCUCUAAGUUAUGGAAAGUUUUUUGACCACCUUUCGGAGUUCCAGAGGAUCUAUUCCGAAAAAACUUCCGAACUUGAAAGUCUACAAUAUUUCAUGUCCACUGGUCUAGAAUGUAUCAAAAAAUCUGCUCUAAGAGUCAAAGAGCUAGCUGUAAAGCUUUCGGAGAAGAAAAAAAUACUUGAGGUCAAAGAACUAGAAGCUCGGCAGAGCUUGGACAAGAUGCUUGUUACUCAAAACGAGGCCGAAAGAAAACAUGAGGCGUCAGUUGAAAUCAGGAAAAUUUUGGAGGUUCAAGAAAGGGAUUUAACAUCACAAAGAACCCAGAUCAAAAGUGAUCUUGCCGUGGUAGAACCUGAAAUACUUGAAGCCCAAAGAGGUGUCACGAAUAUAAAGAAGCAGCAUAUGACGGAAAUUCGAUCAAUGAUAAAUCCGCCCAAGAACGUAAAGCUUACACUAGAAGCUGUCUGCAUUAUUUUGGGUCAAGGCUACAAAGAAUGGAAGGACAUUCAGCACUAUAUUCGAAAAGACGAAUUCAUAGCAAACAUUGUGCACUAUGACACAAGUAAAAUGAUGGACGAUUUCACUAGGUCGUACGUGGAAGACAAUUAUAUUUCACGACCCGGGUUUACUUACGAUGCCGUCAACCAUGCCAGUAAAGCUUGUGGCCCUCUUUAUCAAUGGGUCGUUGCCCAGGUAAAAUACGCCUCUAUGCUUACCACCGUGCUGCCGUUGAAGAACCACGUUUUGGAAGUGGAGCAAAACAUUCUUCAAACGAAGUCAAGGUUACUAGCAGCGGAAGAUAUGAUUGUGGAUUACCAAAAGAUCACAGAGGAGUCUAAGACCGAGUACAGUUUGAUUAUUAGGGACAUUGAGGUUAUCAAGAGUGAGUUGGCUCAAGUGCAACAGAAAGUAUCACGCUCCCAAAAGGUGCUUGAAAGUCUGGUAUCAGAGAACUCCAGGUGGUCCAGCAGUAUUGCCAAAUUCAAUGAAAAUAAAAGUCGAGUGGUGGGUGACAGUUUUCUUUCGGCCACUUAUAUUACAUACUGUAUGUGCCAUAACGCUGGGGCACGCAAUAUGUUUAUAUCACACAGCAAGAAGCUUCUUUCAUCGAUGAAGAUCUCAUACGAUGAAAACUACAAUUUUAGCGAUCACAGUGUCAGAUUCGAAGAAAAAUCUAAAUGGAUCGAAGAUGGCUUACCAGAAGAUGAGACAUGCAUUGAGAACUUUUACGCAAUGUUCAAGCUACGACAGUAUGCCUUUGUUAUUGACCCUGAGAGCAUCAUGACCUCUUCGAUUACAAAGCAUUUUGGUGAGCGCUUGAUUGUUACCAGUUUUCUUGAUAGUGGAUUCGUGAAGAAGCUGAGAAACGCUCUCAAAUUUGGCACAACCAUUUUGAUAGAAGACGGUGACUAUUUUGAUCCCAUCAUUUCCACGCUCGUAGCUCAAGAGUUUAAAACAAUUGGUGGUAGGAAAACAGUGAAGAUCGGUGAGGAAACUGUUGAUGUUUCUUCCAAUUUCAAGCUCAUCAUUGCAUCCAAAAAUGCAGCAUGUCCAAUCCCAGGGUUUGUCAGGGCACGCAUGUCAAUUGUGAGAUUCGUUAUCGACAAUUUUUCGCUACAAGCACAGUCCUUGGAGCUUACAUUGAGACAUGAAAAACCCGAGCUUUGCCGAGAAAGACUGGAACUGCGGCAACUAAACGAAAGCUACAAAAUGAGGCUACAUUCUCUGGAAAAAGACUUGUUAGAUGCUUUAAGUGGCUCUGAUAGUGACCUAUUGGAGAAUGACUCACUACUGUCGAUGUUAGAGCAAGUAAAGACCUCUGCCUCUGAAGUUCAAGUCAAGGUUAAGGAAACAAGAGGCGUUCUCGACGCUGUUGAAAAAGCGACUACCGAAUACGAAGUGAUAGGCAGGCAUGCUAUGACAAUUUACUCUGUAAUGGAGCAGUUAUCUUCGCUGCACUGGAGUUAUCAAAUCUCAAUAAAAUCUUUUUUGCGUUGCGCAGCUUCGAUUUUCGCCUCAGAAAGCCCUGUCGAUCAAGGCAGACCACAACAAUUACUCUCAUUAUUAUAUCAAAAAACAUUCCAGUUCUAUUCCCCGAGUAUGACAGAGGAGCACAAAAUCGUGCUGGCCAUACUUUUGUUCACUCGCCAUCUCGAGCUUGAUUUUACUUCCAAGCUUCAUUAUGAGUUUAGAGAGCUUUUAUCAUCUAUCAGUGAAAACACGGAUGCAGAAUUUGAAGCUCUUGACGAGAUUGGUUUAUCUGCACCGGAGUCGGACGCCGCACUAGCGUACAUCAAGGGGCUGAAACUCGGUGUGAGCAAUGAUUGCGUGUUUUCGCAGUUUUCGGGAACUAUGAGUUAUUUCCAGAACCCAACUCCAAUGGGGCUCGAAGAAUACAUUGAUGCUAAUAUCGACGAGCCUCUAUUGAUUCUUUUGGAGAGAGGUGCAGAUGACACAUCUCGUCUAUCGCAGCUUGCGGCAUUGAGGUCACAAAACUUACUGACGAUAUCGCUGGGCUCAUUAGAGAGCACCGUGAUGGCUGAAACCGCUCUCUCGGACUGUAUUCGCACGGGCCACUGGCUGUUGUUGCAAAACUUGCAAAUGUCACCUGCCUGGGUGCGGUCGGUAUUGACGCGACGUUUGGAAUCUAUGGCGAAUGAGCCGGAUAUAUCUCGCAAUUUCCGGCUGUUCUUGACUUGCGAUCUAGAAAGUACCGAUAUGCCACCUCCAUUAUUGCGGAGAAGCUGGCACUUUGUCCAAGGCCGUAAGAGAGGAAUUCUAGCGACGGCCCUAGACGUGUGGAGCACUUUAGGGCAUCAAACGGCAGUCAAAGAAACGCUUCCCGCACAGCUGUUCUGCUACUUUAUUCUGGCCUGGUUUCACGCCCUACUUGUUGAAUACAGCAAUUUGCAUCCUCUGGGGUUCACGAAGAACUUUGACUUCAAUGAUGCCGAUUACAGCUCUGCUAUUUUCUAUUUGGAGAGGCUAUUCAACUCCAUUGACGACCAUAAAAGUAUACCUUGGAGCAAUAUCACUUUCAACAUAUGCGCAAUCAUCUAUGGUGGGAAAAUUGACAACGAAAAGGACUUGAAUUUGUGCAUAACCGUGGGCUCCCGUCUCUUCACGGCAGAUGCACUCGAACCUGAUUUUGAGAUCGCUCCAGAGGUUCUGGCGCCAAGAAAAGACAAUAUGAAAUGGGGUGAUUACAAGCAAUGGCUGCUACAAUGUCCAGCUCCCGAUAGCUGGUCUAAAUGGCUCGGUCUCGGCGACGACCUCGAAAACGAACAGCAGAGUAUUCAAGCCCAGAGGAUUGCCCGCUCGGUACUGGCGGUUUCGGAUGAUUGCUGA